This is a messenger RNA of Arachis ipaensis, 912 nucleotides long. The record is from RefSeq and is a predicted model, not a curated record. Lineage: Eukaryota; Viridiplantae; Streptophyta; Magnoliopsida; Fabales; Fabaceae.
AUGGCUAGUGAGGAGAGUUUCGCAGUGUUGGUUCACCACAGAGGAACCAUUAAGAAGAAAUCUCGUUCUAGUGUGAAGUUCACUGAUAAGGAUCCUCUCUGCAUUAUCGUAACGCCUACGACAAGGUAUGAGGACCUUGUUAGCUCUGUACUGCAGAAACUCGGGCUGGAAGGUGUGAAACGGUUUCCAGAGGUUAGGACACCAGAACUGUUGGCAAAGUUGGUUGACGCGGUGUCCAACUCGGGGGGUUCGAACCGGAAUACCACCACUUUAGCCACGGUAGCCGGUUCUAGCUCCAGGCCUGCCGUUGCAUCUUUCUCCGUCCCUGCGUACGAGCCACCCAUCCAACCUGUCGCCUCCCCUUCGUUCGCUGUUGACCUCAUCGGCAGUGUAGGCGACGAGGUCGGUGAAGGUGGGUAUCUGCCGACAUCUUUACAGUGUGCUGCACCGGCUGGGGUUGGAGAUGGAUUCUUGGAUGAUCCAGAGGACGAUGACGUCGAGCCGGAUAUGAUUGCUGAUGACAGUGGGGAUGAUGUUGGAGCAAGUGAGCCUGCUGGGGUGGUCGGUGGUUCUAGCUCCAGCACGCAGCAGUACCCUCCGCAUUUUUCCUCUUUGGACUUGGAUGCCAUGAGGCAGGAGGGGGUUGCUGGGCAGCCGGCUGGAUUUGGCGCUAGAGAUGCUGAAGGGUAUGCAGGUCUGACAGAGUUUCAGGUUGGUCAGCAAUUUCCGGAUAAAGAACAGGCCCUGUUAAGUGUCAAGACUUACAGCAUACGGCGAGGGGUACAGUACAAGGUGGUGGAGUCCGACUAUCGCCGCGCAAGGGCAUUUGGGAGGUCAAAAGUUACAACGGACCGCAUACUUGUCUCACCACCUCCAUUUCCAGCGACCACAAAAGUUUGGAUUACCAUGUGA